Pleurotus ostreatus (oyster mushroom) is the source of this 930-nucleotide messenger RNA. RefSeq lists its product as uncharacterized. Lineage: Eukaryota; Fungi; Basidiomycota; Agaricomycetes; Agaricales; Pleurotaceae. Gene Ontology annotation, molecular function: protein binding. The coding region runs from base 1 to 930 and encodes 309 amino acids. The transcript has 2 exons. The record is from RefSeq and is a predicted model, not a curated record.
AUGAGGGAGGCAAACCAGGACGUAGCAUCCUCCCCGUUCGACGAUCCUGACGCGGACAUCAUACUGCAAUCAUCGAACAAUGUCAACUUCCACGUGUACAGUGUCAUCUUGAAGUUGGCUUCCCCUAUCUUUCGCGACAUGUUCUCAAUUCCCCAACCAGCAACACAAGCCACCAAACCCACGAUAAAGAUGGAGGAGGAUUCCACGACUCUUGACAUGAUGUUGCGACUGUGCUACCCGGGGCCCGACCCGCUCGUCACGGAAUAUAAGCAAGUGACCUCGAUUCUACGAGUGGCGGAAAAGUACGACUUGGAUGGUGUCGUGGAGAAGAUGGGCCGCGAUUAUCCUCAGGUGCUGCGUGUUGAAAAUUCGCCUGUCGAGGCUUUCGCUAUGGCAUGCCGGUACCGUUGGAAAGAGGUCGCAAUAUCUGCAGCGAAGGCAUCACUGCUCUACACGACAGACGAGCUACUGGAACUCGAGGCCGAAGCUCUAAAAUCCAUCACAGGGAUGGAUUAUCAUCGUCUUUUCCAGUAUCACCAUGCAUGCCGUCAGGCAUGUCAGAAUCUCACUACGCAAGUUGAUUGGAUGUUCUAUAGUUCCAUUAGCAUCGAUUCCUACUCUUUCGAACGACAUGCCAACAGUGCAACCCCGAAGGCAAAAAGGUGCAGCGACGUAAAGCAGCUUCGUUAUCGGAAUUUUCCAAGCUGGUGGUGCAACUAUAUGGAAGGAAUUGGGAUGCAAUUCAUGCUGCAAGGUCCCGCCGCUGUACGUCUUACUGAAAAAACCCUUCAAGAUGCUGUCAGCAGUAUCAGCGGGUGUAAAUUGUGCAAGGACAUGGACAACUUUGGAGACAUGUACAAGUUCCUAGAGCGUUUCCGUACCCAAAUUGACAGAGCAAUAGCAAGUGUCGAGUUGGAACUAUCCUUUUGA